Messenger RNA from Triticum aestivum (bread wheat), 1955 nucleotides. RefSeq names its product berberine bridge enzyme-like Cyn d 4. The coding region runs from base 85 to 1824 and encodes 579 amino acids. The transcript has a single exon. The record is from RefSeq and is a predicted model, not a curated record. Lineage: Eukaryota; Viridiplantae; Streptophyta; Magnoliopsida; Poales; Poaceae. Gene Ontology annotation, molecular function: oxidoreductase activity; FAD binding.
AAUAACCCGGCUCCAACUUUAUUUAACCGCACGUUGCGAGGCCAGCAAAAUAUCAGUUGCUUGCCCUUCACCACGAGCUCAAGCAUGCGGAGCUCCAUGGCCUGCAGGUCGCCAACCAUGGCGUUGGCAAUGCUGCUCGUCUCUGCUCUAUUCUUCGUCACCUCGCAUGCUUCCCUUCCUAUCCCUAUCCAAGCUGCCGCCGACGACUUCCUCCGGUGCAUGUCGGCGUCCGUCCCCGGCAACCUUCUCUUCCCCCGGAGCUCGCCGUCGUUCGCGUCGGUCCUGGCGUCGUCCGUCCGGAACCCGCGGUUCCUCGGGCCGGCCGUGGUGCGGCCGCUCUGCAUCGUCACGGCGACGAACGCGUCCCACGUCCAGGCCGCCGUCGUGUGCGGCCGCCGGCACGGCGUGCGCCUCCGCGUGCGCAGCGGCGGGCACGACUACGAGGGCCUCUCGUUCCGGUCCGCGCGCCCCGAGGAGUUCGCCGUGGUCGACCUGGCCGCCCUCCGGUCCGUGCGCGUCACCGUGCGGGAGCCGGCCGAGGCGUGGGUGGAGUCCGGCGCCACGCUCGGGGAGCUAUACCACGCUAUCGGGAGAGCGACCGACCGCCACGCGUUCCCGGGGGGCCUCUGCCCGACGGUGGGCGUCGGGGGCCACCUGAGCGGCGGCGGCUUCGGCAUGCUGCUGCGCAAGUACGGGCUCGCCUCCGACCACGUCAUCAACGCCGUGAUGGUCGACGCGGAGGGGCGGCUGCUAGACAAGCAGGCCAUGGGGCGCGACGUGUUCUGGGCCAUCCGUGGCGGCGGCGGCGGGAGCUUCGGCAUCGUGCUGUCGUGGAAGGUGAGGCUGGUGGCCGUGCCGCCGAGGGUGACGGUCUUCACCGUCGUCAAGACGGCCCAGGAGGGCGCCGCGGACCUCCUCGCCAAGUGGCAGGAGGUGGCCCCUGCUCUCCCCGACGACCUGCUGGUGAGGGUGGUCGUCCAGGGGGACAAGGCCAGGUUCCAGGCCCUGUACCUGGGCGGCCGCGACGCGCUGCUGCCGGUGAUGGGCAGCCGGUUCCCGGAGCUGGGCGUGAACCCGACGCACUGCAAGGAGAUGUCGUGGAUCCAGUCGGUGCCCUACAUCUACAUCGGCGAGGCAGCCACCGUGGACGACAUCCUGAACCGGACCGUCGCGAGGGACUCCUCCCCGAGCAAGUCCACGUCCGACUACGUGCGGCGGGCCAUCUCGAGGGAAGUGUGGGCGCGGAUCUUCUCCGACUGGCUGGCGAGGCGGGACGCGGGGCUGAUGAUCCUGGACCCGUACGGCGGGAGCAUCGCGGUCGUGGCGGAGGCGGCGACGCCGUUCUCGCACCGCGCGGGCGUGCUGUACAACGUGCAGUACAUGAACUUCUGGGGCGUGGGCGGCGACGGCGCGGCGCACACGACGUGGAUCAGGGACAUGUACGCGUUCAUGGAGCCGCACGUGAGCAAGAACCCGAGGGAGGCGUACGUGAACUACAGGGACCUGGACAUCGGGCAGAACGUGGUCGGCGCCGGCGACGUCUCGAGCUUCGAGGCCGGCAGGGUCUGGGGGGAGAAGUACUACUCCAAGGCCAACUUCCGGAGGCUCGCCAUGGCCAAGGGGCAGAUCGAUCCCCGCGACUACUUUAGGAGUGAGCAGAGCAUCCCGCCACUUGUUGGCGAGCAGCUGGAGCUGACCUCCUCGAGGAACGUGCCGCACGUUGAUGGCAUGAAUGCUGGUUGGUGGCCAUUGGGAUAUGGGACAGGUAGUGUGGGUUCAGUCCUUAGCUCUGUCUUAUCUAAAUUGAUGCCUAGUUUCUUUUAGACAUAGCUCAUUUUGUUUUACGUAUUUUGUUGUCUUAUUAUCUACGAGUACUGCAUUUGCUAGCGGAAAUAAUGUCUGAAAUUAUGGUUUGUGCUUGAAUAAAACGGAGGGGAUGCAUCCGACCUUGUGCA